Aspergillus fijiensis CBS 313.89 is the source of this 1212-nucleotide messenger RNA. RefSeq lists its product as uncharacterized. The transcript is spliced from 2 exons. The coding region runs from base 1 to 1212 and encodes 403 amino acids. NCBI's taxonomy places the organism in Eukaryota, Fungi, Ascomycota, Eurotiomycetes, Eurotiales, Aspergillaceae. The record is from RefSeq and is a predicted model, not a curated record.
AUGGGGAACCUCACAGUGUCCGAACUCCACAAAGCCCUCCCCGGGGGCAACUACUUGGACUGGCUGGUGGUGGACGAUGUACUCCACCAGAUCCUCGUGGACGCAAAGCAACUCACAAAACCGAUCAGGCACCUCCGCGUCCGCAUGCAACUCGAAGACCAACUCAUUGACCGCCUCCCACAGCUCCCGCUCUUCAUCCACUCGGCCUACGACGCCAACAAAGUCAACUGCAUGCUCUACCUCUUCCGGUACAUGAUGAAACUCAAAGGUGACCUUCAGACGCGCUGCCGCAAGCGCCGCCUGGUCCUGCCUGCCAACGCCGCCGCGGGGGAGCUCGGCACCUUCACCAAGCCGCCCGCGAACGUGAUCAGCAAACAUUUUGUGGAGAUCAACGUGCGGCGCGCCGGGAAGCCGGAAACCCGUCACCAGUCCAAUUGGCGGUAUUAUUAUACGGACGAUGGGGAAGGGGGCAAGGUGGUUUGCCGGUUGCCGCAGGGCAUGUACGGUGCGUUCGUGGAUGAGAUCAGAGACAAGAGGGUCUACUAUCGUCGGGACAAGGAUGUGCUUCAGCCGCUGUGGCCGGAGGCGGAGAGCAUGAAUGUGGCGGUUCGGGGGUUGAGGGAGAAGAUCGGCGAUGUGGUGGAGGGGGAGGAGGUGUGGUUGCGGGCCUUGUUUGCGUUGAUGCAUUCGGAUACGGGACCGGUUUGGUUCGUUGUUGCUGCUCGGGGUAAGAACCCUGAUGGUGUUGAUGGUGUUAUCUACCCUGGAUACGGGAGAUCCGGCUCUGAACGGCAGUGUAUGCAUGGGACUUCUCUUGGAGAUGAAGCAUCUCGUGACCAAGAGUCUUCUCGUGGAAGUCCAUCAAGAUCUCCCGAACUCGAUCGACAUUCUGAAGAUGAUCUACACUCAGAACCGGAAAUCCCACCACCGGCGCCAACGCGCGGAACCCGACACCUACACGCCCGCGAACCGCAUCCCCCAACCAACAAACCAACUCAUGAUCGCAUAUUCAUCCCGCCGUGGACGGUACCUCAGAUCCCACCACCACCGCAACCACAGCCGACAAUAACUCCUGCCCUGGGCGACCGCGACCCGCCGCCCGCCAGACCGUCUAGCUCUCGUUCCAUCCUGAACACUCCCCCGCAGCCGGACUGCGCGGAGACGGACCGGAGAACGAGGAGGCAUCUGACUAUAUCUUCUCUUCUGAACUGA